Molecule: messenger RNA, 1623 nt
Organism: Cygnus atratus (black swan)
Lineage: Eukaryota; Metazoa; Chordata; Aves; Anseriformes; Anatidae
Gene: HYAL1
Product: hyaluronidase 1
Exons: 3
Coding region: 181-1491 (436 amino acids)
Biological process (GO): hyaluronan catabolic process; carbohydrate metabolic process
Molecular function (GO): hyalurononglucosaminidase activity
Source: RefSeq, a predicted model, not a curated record
CCAUCCGCAGCCCGACCUUGUCCCCGUCCCGUUCCCCCCCCGUCACUCAUUAACCAGGGCCCGCCGCCGUGCCAGGCUCCGGCUGCCCGUGACUGGGACCCGCGGCGGGCGGCGGCCCCGCGUCCCUCCGGGCUGCCCAUAAAAGCCCCGCGUGCCCCCACCCCGCCGUCCCCAGGCACCAUGUGGCGGUGGUGGCACUGCUGGGCCCUGCUGCUCCUGCCCGCCCCGACCCCCGCCACCGGCCCCGGCCCGGGCCCCGUCCUCGCCGGCCGCCCCUUCGUCACCGUGUGGAACGUGCCCAGCGAGCCGUGCGCCCAGCGGCACAACGUCACGCUGCCCCUCGGGGUCUUCGACGUGCUGGCCAACGCGCAGCAGGCCUUCACGGGGCAGGACGUCACGCUCUUCUACAGCCAGCGCCUGGGGCUCUACCCGCACUACUCCGCGCAGGGGGUGCCGGUGGACGGGGGGCUGCCGCAGAACGCCAGCCUGCCCGCCCACCUCCGCCAGGCCGCCUGCGACGUGCAGGCCGCCCUGCCCGACGCCGCCUACGGCGGGCUGGCUGUCAUCGACUGGGAGAGCUGGCGCCCGCUCUGGGCCCGCGACUGGGGCUCCAUGGACGUCUACCGUGAGAAGUCGGAGGAGCUGGUGCAGCAGCAGCACCCAGAGUGGCCUUCCAGCCUGGUGGAGGAGGUGGCCCAGCAGCAAUACGAGGAGGGUGCCCGCGACUUCAUGGAGCAGACGCUGCAGCUGGGCGAGCGCCUGCGGCCCGGCGGCUACUGGGGCUUCUACGGCUUCCCCGACUGCUACAACAACGACUUCGGCAGCCCGCAGUACAACGGCACCUGCCCAGCGGUGGAGCGCCAGCGCAACCAGGAGCUGGGGUGGCUCUGGAACAGCAGCCGGGCGCUCUACCCCAGCAUCUACCUGCCCCCAGAGCUCAAGGGCACCGGCAAGGUGCUCAGCUACGUCCGCUACCGCGUGGCCGAGGCCUUCGCCGUCCAGAAUGGCGUCCUUGCCGCCGCCAUCCCUGUCCUGCCCUACGCCCAGAUCGCCUUCGACAACACCGUUGACUUCCUGUCCGAGGAGGACCUGGUGAACACCAUCGGGGAGAGCGCGGCUCAGGGUGCUGCGGGCAUCGUGCUCUGGGGAAGCUCCAACUACAGCACCUCCAAGGAGAUGUGCCUGAAGCUGAAGGACUACGUGGAUGGGACCCUGGGCCACUACAUUGUCAACGUGACGACCAGCGCCCAGCUGUGCAGCCAGAGCCUGUGCUCUGGCCACGGCCGCUGCGUGCGCAGGGGGGACAAGGAGAGCUUCCUAUACCUCGACCCCCUCCGCUUCGCCAUUGACCUGACAGCCACAAAGCCCCAGCCCAUGGUGCGCACCCUGGCUGCUGGCGUGGACACGUCCCAGCUGGCCGAAGGCUUCAGCUGCCAGUGCUACAGCGGCUGGCAGGGAGAGCGCUGCGACACCCAGUGUGCCUCCGAGUGAGCCGUGCCCAGAUCCUGUCCACACCCCCGUGCUGGGGACACACAAGGUGGGGAGGGUGGCACCGCCUCACACCCAGCUGGGAAGGAGGGGACGCAAAGCCCAGGCUGAAAAUAAAACCGCUCUGCACAACUC